AUGCGGAAACUUCGAAGACUUGGCAAAAAGAAAGAAGCAUCAAAAACCGUCGGUGAAGACAAGUCUCAUCAAUCACUUAGAAAGCGAAUUUCUAAUAAACUACACAGAAGAAAAGGACAUGAUCCUUCUAAGGUGGAUUCAGUACCGUCAACAUCAAAAUAUAUUGCGGAAACUACUAAAGCGGACUGCGAUUAUACCAAUCCAGUGCCGCCUCUGGCAGAACAAGGCAUAGGAGUGAAUGUUCCUGCAUUUUACCUAGCUAAAAGUGCGGCUCUAGCAUGCUUUGCAAAUGGUCGGCACACUGGCCUGGUAUUAGACUGUGGAGCUUCGUGUGCCUCAGCAGUACCAGUUUAUGAUGGUCGAGUUCUUCUUCAAGGAGUUGUCCGUACUCCCUUGGCUGGGGACUUCAUUGCUCGGCAGUGUGCUAAACUCAUCAAAGAGGAGUUGAAAACGGAGCCCAUUCCUUAUUAUAGAGUCGCUGCAAAACAUGUUAAUUCCUCAUUUUUGUUAGCUAGAAAUCCAGAAAAUUCUCCUUUACUAAACUUGUUGUCUAAAUUCAGCUUUUUAAUUAUUUAG
Echinococcus granulosus is the source of this 576-nucleotide messenger RNA. RefSeq names its product Actin-like protein 6B. Gene Ontology annotation, biological process: nervous system development; regulation of transcription by RNA polymerase II. The transcript is spliced from 5 exons. The coding region runs from base 1 to 576 and encodes 191 amino acids. The record is from RefSeq and is a predicted model, not a curated record. Gene Ontology annotation, molecular function: chromatin binding. Gene Ontology annotation, cellular component: SWI/SNF complex; NuA4 histone acetyltransferase complex. NCBI's taxonomy places the organism in Eukaryota, Metazoa, Platyhelminthes, Cestoda, Cyclophyllidea, Taeniidae.